Molecule: messenger RNA, 3503 nt
Organism: Lepisosteus oculatus (spotted gar)
Lineage: Eukaryota; Metazoa; Chordata; Actinopteri; Semionotiformes; Lepisosteidae
Gene: mpp1
Product: MAGUK p55 scaffold protein 1
Cellular component (GO): plasma membrane; cell-cell junction
Molecular function (GO): signaling receptor binding
Source: RefSeq, a predicted model, not a curated record
GAAGCUGCAGUACUUUAACCUCCUCCAUCACUUAUGUUUACUUGCUUUGCAAGCACUGCCGGCAAGACUCUACGGAGUGUGUCAGAUCUGAUCUGACUUUAGGACUUUAACCCAGAACGGGGCUUUAUCUUUCUGUCACGGUUUAUUAUCGGUCCUUUUCUCUUUCCCCGCGAAGCCAGGUAGCUUCUGCAAGGGCACUCUGUCCUGUUCCUUCAUCUAUUGACAGCUGUUAGCUAACCUUUAGGAUGACAUUAAAAUCCAAUAAAAACGAACCCGCUGCUGUAUUUGAGCGUGUGAACAGCGUUCGGACAGCCCUCUCCGAUCUGUACCUCGAGCAGCUGCUACAAAACAAGCCCAAGCCAGAGAAGGCGGUAAUGCAGACAGAGAAGGCCACAGGUAAAGAAGUCUAUACAAAUGGGAGUGCUGAUUCCAGUCUCAUGAAUGGCAAAGAAAUUAACAAGAUGCGUCUGGUACAGUUUGAGAAAAACCCUGCACAGCCUCUGGGGGUCACUCUGAAAUUAAAUGAGAAGCAACGAUGCACAGUGGCUAGAAUACUUCAUGGUGGAAUGAUACAUAGACAAGGUUCACUCCAUGAGGGGGAUGAGAUUGCCGAGAUAAAUGGGAAGAGUGUAGCCUACCAGUCAGUGGAUCAACUGCAAAAGAUGCUGAAAGACACAAAUGGAAUUGUUACCUUAAAGAUUAUCCCAAACCAGCAAAGUCGUUCUCUCGCAUUUGAGAUGUAUGUGAGAGCUCAGUUUGACUAUGAUCCAGCGAAGGAUGACCUCAUUCCAUGCAAGGAGGCUGGCCUAAAAUUCAAAAGGGGUGACAUCAUUCAGAUCAUCAAUAAACAGGAUCCAAACUGGUGGCAGGGCAGGGUGGAGAGCUCAGAUGUUGAUUUUGCUGGUCUGAUUCCCUCACUUGAUCUACAGGAAUGGCGAGUGGCAAGCAGAAGCACAUCUGGUGCAGAGGGGAACCAGUCUUGCAGCCCCUUUGGCAAGAAAAAGAAAUGCAAAGACAAGUACCUGGCCAAGCACAGCUCAGUUUUUGACCAACUAGAUGUCAUUUCCUAUGAGGAGGUUGUGAAGCUCCCUGCAUUCAACAGAAAAACACUGGUUCUGAUAGGUGCUCCUGGAGUAGGACGAAGCCAUAUCAAAAGCACUUUACUUACUAAAAACCCUGAAAAAUUUGCCUACCCCCCACCUCAUACUACAAGACCACAGAAGAAAGAUGAAGAAAAUGGAAAAGACUAUUAUUUUAUUUCAAAUGAGGUGAUGACAAAAUGUAUCACCAACAAUGAACUUCUGGAGUAUGGUAGCUUCCAGGGCCACAUGUUUGGCACCAAAUUUGAAACCAUCAACAAAAUCCAUGAGCAGGGCAAAAUCGCAGUCCUGGACAUCGAGCCUCAGACUUUGAAACUCCUUCGAACAGCAGAUUUUGCACCUCUUGUAGUGUUUAUUGCUCCAACUACUGCUGCCAGCCAGUCAGAGUCUCUGCAGCAGAUCCAGAAGGAAUCAGAUGCCAUCUUCAGCACAUACGGACACUAUUUUGAUGUGACACUGGUGAACAAUGAUGUAGACGAGAGUGUCAAGGGUGUGGAGGCAGCCAUAGAGCGUGCUAGUUCCACUCCCCAGUGGGUGCCAGUGUCCUGGGUUUACUGACUGCACACCCCUGUCUACAAAAUACCCCCAACCCCAGUAACUCCUACAGUAAAUCAGACCUCUGGAGGUACAGAAUCCCUUUUCUUAAGAUCCUUACUGACUCCCAUCACUUUUUAAAAUGUUAUACCCACUUGAUUCAGAAUUUAUUUUUUGUCUUGGUUACCAUUAACAAACCUGCAACCUCACAUGGGAGAAUGAAAUUGUGUAGGCCUACUUCUUUGAAGCACCCACCUUUAAGCCAUUAAUCUUUUGGCACAGGCUCUAUAGCCCGUAUCUGAAAGUUCAGCACCAAUUGAAGGAGAGACGCGUCCCUCUUGGGUGGCCACAGGGGUCACCACUUAGUCACUGAGAACCAACCCCAUCCCCAACAGCACUAGCCCGUUUUGCUCUGGUGCUUGAGGGAAGCCGUGGGCAAUGAACUAGCGAAGUGGUUUGCGGUUGAACCUGCUGUUGUUGUCCUGCACCUUUGCUGUCAAGUCACAAAGGAAACCAACUCAUUUUUUCUAAGCAAGUGACCAAUUUAUAGUCACUGUUCUGAUCUAAAAUGUUUGUGUUCUUGGAGAACAUUUGCAUUCACACAUAAAAAUUACAGUAGUGUUAACGGUUUCUUACUUUCAUUAACAUACAUGCCACCUUACAUAAGAAUGGACAUUAGGAGUUCAUAAAAAAAAGCCAGUCAAUGUUUCUGGAUUUUAAACAUAUUUCUUGAUAGUGCAGUGAAGAGUAAAAGUAGCCCUGAAAGUUGUAGUGUAGAAAUGUUUGUGUAGUAUUGCUGCAAGGCAAAACAUAGGUGUCCCUUCCCACCCCUUCGUUCUGGCCAAAGUGUAGGAUUCUUAAGAUGGAUUCUUGGAUUUUAGCAAAAAUAGUGCCAUUGAUUUUAUCGCCAAGUGUGGUUUUAUCUUUUAGGGUCUAGCCAACAAAUCAUUUUAACAAGAUGAUGCAUCAGUUAUCAGUAACUCAACCUACUCGAGGUUAUCAGUGAACAGUCUUCCUUAGUUCAUAAUUUGUAAUGAACUUCCCCAUUAAAUAAGUACCUGCCCGCUAUCACCAUCGCAGGUUUAAUAUUGAAAAAUGUGCACUAUAGUUUGAAAUAUUAACCAGUGAUGCUUGAUUUAAGAUGGAGCAAUUGAUCUCCUAGUAAAUUACCUUCCUAAAGCCUAUGCUCAGGGAAGAUUUAAGAGUGAAAUUUUGUACAUCGAAGUAAACGUUUUAAGGGUAGAAAAUGGGAAACUGUACCUUUCAGCUAGCCAUUUCAUAAUUAAGGCAACAGCUGUUCACUAUUCAGAACAAAAACAUGGUUAUAUGCAUUGUGUGCCUGUUUACAUGCAUGCACAUUGAAAGGCAUUGCAAUUAUACUACCAAUAUACAAAACCAGAGAAUAUAACAUGCAAGUUUAGAUAUUCAGACCAAUAACUUGGAAUGCAAAAUGCCCAUAAUCAAAAUUCAGUUUUACUUGCAAGCUGUGGUUUCCCUGUUAUGACAGUUCAAAUUAAACUUAAGGCAAAAUGCAGAUAUUCAUACCUACACCAAAACAUAUGAAACACAUGGCAUACCCAGCUGUCUGCAUGUGGAACUUCACACUUCUUUCAGUAUUAAAGUCAAAAUGCUUUUCCCCAAAAGUGUUACCAUUUCUUGGGUACCAGAUAUUAAAAUAGUGCAAUAUGAACUUUCAUUUAGCUCUACUCUUAAGGCAUCUGCAGUAGACUUAUUUGGAUACCGACAAAUAUCCCAUUGCACUUAGGUUUGUUUAUGGGUGGAGGGGAAGGGUUAAAGUGUGGGGUUAUUUAUGCCAUUAUGCACAUGUAACUUUUGCAUUUAAAUAAAAUAUUUUGAGGCCACUUUCAA